Messenger RNA from Metschnikowia bicuspidata var. bicuspidata NRRL YB-4993, 696 nucleotides. RefSeq lists its product as uncharacterized. Lineage: Eukaryota; Fungi; Ascomycota; Pichiomycetes; Serinales; Metschnikowiaceae. The coding region runs from base 1 to 696 and encodes 231 amino acids. The transcript has a single exon. The record is from RefSeq and is a predicted model, not a curated record.
AUGGGCUUGACGUCAGAUGCUUUGUUGAAUAGGAUUGCUGCUCUAGAACUACAUGUGGGUAUUGGCGAGCACUGGACAAAAUCUGCCAAACCGCCUUUAGCUGAAGAUAAAUCCCUUGUUUCUAGGCUUGCGAAUUUACAGGCGAAAGUAGAUCGCAUCUUCAUCGAAAAUCCUGAAUUGCAUGGUCUACAGGAGAUAAUCCAAACAUACCGUGAAGACCCUGAUAACUAUCAUCCCUCAGUCUUGAAUACCACUGAAAGCCACCAGAACUCCGACACGGUCAUUAAUGAACCUAGAGACCCUGAGGAUAGUGUGCAAGUAAGAGGCGGGUUUUCCUUAGACGAAACCACAAUGGUCAACGCAGAGAAACAAGAGCUGAUUCUUAUCAGUUACCCUACCAUUAUUGAGUGCUAUAAUCUUUUGUCGCAGUUUCACCUGAUGGACAUACCCACGCUUAGUACUGAAUUGACUGAGAAGUUGAGCUUGACAAGGCUCAGCUCGGAAAGAUUAACAUGUCAGACAAUUGCAUGGCAAUUUCAUCUUCUCGUUGUAAAAAGUAUCAUAGUCAUUGAGGAGUUUGCUGCAAUGAUCAAGCACCAAACACUUAUUUCACAAAGUAUAGCGAAACGGAUGCAAAUUUUAGCGUCCAAGAUAUCUUCGUUGGAGCGAAAGCGGCAACUGGAAAACAAGUAUUAA